AUGACGUGCUUCCCAGUGUGGUCAUUCCUGCUGCCGCUUGCAGUACGGAUUGGAAUUCCAUUUCCGGACGUGUUCCAACAAGUGAUAAAGGGACGUUGGCGCUUUGAAAGAACAAUCCAUCGAGUGACUUGUGAUUUUGCAACGGUACGAGGCAUCUGGAGACUUGUGGAAGAGUUGGAUCGAGGUGAAAAGGAGACGCAGAGCCGUGACGGACGUGAUGUGGCAAGUUUGCUAAGAGUUGUAAGUGAUAGAAUGCUACUCUGUUGCAAAAAUGUGAAAGACGACCAAAAGUCGGUGGCCUCGCACCUUGAUGACCAACUACUGGAAAUGGAAGCAUUGGGUCUUACAGAAUGUGGAGCACAAAUCGGAGCUGUGCCACAACGAGUUGUCGUUUUUACAACUGCUGGGCGCAUGCUCGUAAAAGACCUUGCAGUUGAUAUUGUUUCGAUAGUGAUCAAGCAGAUCAAUGAUCUGAAUACGUCAAGCGGUAAAGUUCAACACCCACUGCUGGCGUUUCUUGUGGGUUUCUGUGCUCAUAUCGACUUGGUGCGUCUUACAUCGAUGCUCGAGGUACUCAAAAUGCUAGUGGCAUUGUACAAGACAGCAGCUCAUAAUACUGUUAGCUCUGAACAUCAGAGGUUGCGGCAGAGCAAGCAGGUAUAUUAUAUCGUGUGUGUGGCGUUGCUUCAAAGCGGAAGUGUCGACAGCUUAUGUCAACAAGUCAGCUUCGAUGCAGCGGCAAUAAUAGAGCUCUUGAAGCAGUUUCCGAUGCAGCUUUGCAGUGAAUUAGCCUACGAGGACUUCCGAGUCGCUACCCCUGUGCAUUGA
Peronospora farinosa is the source of this 828-nucleotide messenger RNA. Lineage: Eukaryota; Oomycota; Peronosporomycetes; Peronosporales; Peronosporaceae. The record is from the annotation of a GenBank genome assembly.